Messenger RNA from Colletotrichum siamense, 1362 nucleotides. RefSeq lists its product as uncharacterized. The transcript has a single exon. Bases 1 to 1362 code for a protein of 453 amino acids. Gene Ontology annotation, molecular function: hydrolase activity, acting on carbon-nitrogen (but not peptide) bonds. Lineage: Eukaryota; Fungi; Ascomycota; Sordariomycetes; Glomerellales; Glomerellaceae. The record is from RefSeq and is a predicted model, not a curated record.
AUGCGCGUUCCUCUUCGUACGGUGCCAGCACAGGCAGCAUCACAGGCGACCAAGUUCGACAUAGCCGACCGACUUGACGAGAUGCCGCCUGCUCAGACACCACAAGACCAAAGCGUCACCGUCAUUCUGGCCGAUCUGCUCAUACCCGGCCGUGGCAAUCCCCUCAGCGAUGCCGCCGUCGCCGUGGUGGAUGACAAGAUUGCCUUCGUUGGCUUGGCCAAGGAGCUGCCGGACAAGUAUCGAUCGGCCAACACCGUCAGCGUCCCCGUCGUGAUGCCGGGCCUCUGGGAUGUCCACGUCCACUUCAUGGGCAUGGACGUUGCGACCGACUUCAAGGAGGGCAUGUUCAACUUCCUACCCGGCUCCAAUGCGCUCAUCGGCGCCGUCACCGUCGCAGACCUCGAGAGGACGCUGAUGGCCGGCUACACCUCCGUCCGAGAGCUCUGCGGGUACGCCGGUGACCUCGUCCCCGCCAUUGAGUCUGGGCGCCUCGUGGCCCCGAACGUGUACUCCUCCAUCGCCGCUAUGUCUAUCAGCGGCGGCCACGGCGACGAGCACACGUCUCCCAUCGACACGGUGGUCAACUUCGCCCGGUGCGGCGGGCCCUGCGCCAUCGCGGACGGCCCGGACGACUGCACCAAGCAAGUGAGGCUACUGGUUCGUCGCGGCGCGCGGUGUAUCAAGGUCUGCUCGAGCGGCGGCGUACUGAGCGUGCUGGACGACCCCGAAGACAGGCAGUUCUCGGACGACGAGCUCAAGGCCAUCGUCGACGAGGCCGCGCGCUCCCGCCGAGCGGUUGCGGCUCACGCCAUCGGCAAGGCGGGCAUCAUGGCUGCGCUGCGGGCCGGCGUGAAGAGCAUCGAGCACGGCAUGUACCUGGACGACGAGGUUGCCGAUGCCAUGCUGGAGAAGGGCGCCAUCUUCGUGGCUACACAGCACAUUGUCAACACUGUCAGCAAGGACCCCACGCUGCCGCCGCACAUGGCGCGCAAGAUCGAGAAGCUCCUCCAGAGGGCCGCGGACUCGUAUGCUCUGGCCAUCAAGAGGGGCAUCAAGAUCGCUCUCGGGACGGACACGCUCAGCAGCGACCACACCAAGGAGAUGGCGCACGGAAACAACGCCAGGGAGCUUUACUGGGCCGUGAAGAGGGGUAUGACGCCGCUGCAGGCUAUCGAGGCCGGCACGGCCAAUGCCCCUGAAGUUCUCGGCGGGAUGGCGCCCCUGAGUGGCCAGUUGAAAGAGGGGUUUGAUGCGGACCUGAUUGCCGUUACAAAGAGUCCUCUCGACGAUAUCAAGGUGCUGUUGAACCAGGAGAACAUUACGCACGUCUGGAAAGGGGGGAGGUUGUUCAAGUUUCCUUGA